AUGUCUCCGAGACAAAGAAGCACCGCUAAAGAUACCCCCCCUGGUGGGAAAGUUUUAAAAGCUCAGAUCGGAAAGACUUGGGGACGUGAUAGAGAUGUUUCGUAUACCACCGUAUUAUUAUCGACCCUCAUUCUUCUGGGUUGCCCUCUGAUGGUGGUUCUAUUUUUAAUUACUUGUACUCACUAUCAGUGUUCCCUUGAAAAGCCCUUGUACCUUCUGAGUGUUCACGGGUUUUUUUCAUUGGAAUCCUAUUAUUUGGUCAUAUUGCAAAAACUUCCAAGUUUCACAUGGGAUGGUCUUAAAAUGUAUGCUCUUUGGUUGGGCUUUCAAGCUGUGCUUUAUGCUGUCCUACCAGCCAAGAUUGGAUAUGGUCAGAGGACCCCAGCCGGACACGUUCUUCCUUACAAGGUAAAUGGUCUCCUGGCGUGGUUUGUCACUCAUACUCUCUUUCUUGUCGGCGCGUUUUACUUUAAUUGGUGGAAUGCUUCCGUUAUCCAUGACCACUGGGAUGCACUUUUUGUGGCCGCCAACAUUUACGGUUAUUUCCUGACCUUCUUUGUAUUCGCAAAGGCUUAUGUUUUUCCUUCGCAUCCGGAAGAUCGAAAGUUCUCGGGUAGCUUCAUCUAUAACUUGCUCAUGGGCAUUGAGAUGAAUCCUCGUUUCGGCAAAUAUUGGGAUUUUAAACUUUUUCACAACGGAAGACCGGGAAUUAUUGCGUGGACAUUGAUCAACUUUUCAUUCGCUGCUGCUCUGUACAAUCAAAUCGGUUAUGUGACAAAUUCGAUGAUCUUAUUGAACUUUUUGCACGCUGUUUAUGUCCUUGAUUUCUUUUAUAAUGAAGAUUGGUAUCUCCGAACCAUUGACAUUGCACACGAUCACUUUGGAUUCUAUUUGGCGUGGGGAGAUACUGUCUGGCUUCCAUGGAUGUAUACAAUUCAAUCCCAUUAUUUGCUUCGCAAUCCUAUCGAUCUUUCCAUCCCCUACUUUUUGUUUGUUCUAACGAUUGGCCUGUCAGGAUACUACAUCUUCCGGGCUGUCAACUAUCAGAAAGAUAUUGUUCGCCGGACAGAUGGGAAAUGCCUGAUUUGGGGAAAGCCAGCUCGUUUUAUAAAAACUCAUUUUAUCACGAGCGAUGGAAAGGACCAUUCAAGUAUUUUGUUGACCAGUGGCUAUUGGGGUAAACGAAUAUCGCGACAUUUUAAUUACGUCGGAGACUUGCUUAUUUCAUUGGCGAUGUGUCUUGCAUGCGGAUUUAACCACCUGCUGCCCUACUUCUAUAUCAUCUACAUGACCAUCCUUCUGGUGCAUCGUAUUUACCGCGAUGAUGCCAGAUGUCGUGGAAAAUAUGGAAAAUAUUGGAUAGAAUACUGCAAUGUUGUCAAGUGGAAAUUGAUACCUGUAAGAGAAUUUUUCAUCAUCAUGUGA
Acaulospora morrowiae is the source of this 1425-nucleotide messenger RNA. NCBI's taxonomy places the organism in Eukaryota, Fungi, Glomeromycota, Glomeromycetes, Diversisporales, Acaulosporaceae. The record is from the annotation of a GenBank genome assembly.